AUGCCAGAAGCGAUAGGAAAACUUCAACUUAAAAGCAGCUUUAAGGCGACACAAACCAUCAAACCUCUUUAUACGGGUGGGAAAGUAGCUAUAUCACCGGAUGAAAAUCUCUUGAUAACUACUAUUGGUGAUAGUAUCGAAGUAACUGAUCUUCAAAAUGGAAAGAAAGUACUUCAUUUGAGUGGUGAUAGUGAAUUGAUUACUACUUUUGCGAUAACACCUGAUGGUAAUUACAUCGUAACUUCAAGUCGAAGUUUAGUUGUAAAAAUAUGGGAUUUUAAAACAGGACAGAUAAAAAAAUCUUUUAAAGCACAUGAAGCUCCAAUAAUAGUAAUGGAUAUAGAUCCUACUUCUUCUUUAGUCGCUACAGGAUCUGCUGACAGUACAGUUAAAGUUUGGGAUAUUGAAGGUGGUUUUUGUACACACAACUUUCGAGGUCAUGGGGGCAUAAUUAGUGCACUCAAAUUUCAUUUGGAAAAUAAUCGAUGGACGUUGGUUUCGGGAGCGGAUGAUUGUAACAUACGUAUAUGGGAUUUACAGGAGCGAAAGUGUAUUGCUGUAUUAAAGAGCCAUGUUAGUGUGAUUCGUGGAUUAGAUAUGUCGAAUGAUGGUCGGUUUCUUAUUAGUGGUUCUCGUGACAAGGUUGUAAAUGUAUGGGACUUUGAUAAAAAGAUAUUAUUGAAAACUUUUCCAAUCUUUGAGACAAUCGAAACAUUAGGGGUUUUGCAACUCCACACAACGAUAAAAAAUAUGGAAGAGGAUUUUGAGUUAUUUUAUACUGGUGGUGAUAAGGGAAUCAUUAGAAUAUGGGACAUUAAAACUGGUAAACUUAUCCAGACUCAAGAACCAGAAAAGAAUACCAAACACGUAAUAUCUGAUAUUAUUUAUCUCCGUAAAAGUAAUAUUUUGACUGCUAUCACCAGUAAUCAAAGUAUAUUAUUUUACCAAAUUACCUCUGGUCUUAAGCGUGUGAAGCAAAUUGUUGGGUACAAUGAAGAGGUUAUUGAUCUUACAUAUGUUGGAAAAGAUGAAACACACCUUGCUAUUGCUACCAAUACAGAGCAAAUAAAUUUAUAUAAUAUUAAAAUAUGGAGUAUCGAUGUGGAUAACGAAAAUUCUGAUGAUAGCCAAGUCAAUUGUUUAGGUGUAUGUAUAGGUCAUACUGCAGCAAUUGGAACUGUAGCUUUUUCAAAGAAAUCUUUAAAGUUUUGCCUCACUGGUAGUCAGGAUCGCACCAUAAAAUAUUGGGACUUAUCGCAUUUAGAUCGGUCUAGAUCUGAUGAAAAUUUUAGACCGAAAGUUCUAUAUACAAACAAAGCGCAUGAUAAGGACAUUAACUCAAUAGCAGUUGCACCAAACGAUAAGAUUUUUGCCACUGGUUCACAAGAUAAGAGUGUCAAGAUAUGGUCUGUUAAUGAUGGGAAAUUACUUGGCACUUGUUCUGGACACAAACGCGGUGUCUGGUCUGUCCAGUUUUCACCAGUUGAUCAAACUAUAGUAACAAGCUCUGGAGAUAAAACCAUCAAAAUUUGGUCAACAACAAACUUUUCUUGCUUAAAGACCUUCGAAGGACAUACCAAUACUGUCCUGAAAGCUUCAUUUCUGACAUAUGGAACUCAACUAAUAUCUUGUGGUUCAGACGGUCUUCUUAAACUUUGGACAAUUAAGUCCAAUGAAUGUAUUACUACAUUGGACAAUCAUACAGAAAAAAUAUGGGCAUUGACAGUACGCAAGGAUGAAAAUGUUGUCGCAUCAGGUGGCGCUGAUUCUUUGAUAAAUUUAUGGGAGGAUUGCACCGUUGAAGAAAUGGAAAAACGUGUUAGAGAAGAAGAGGAGCAAAUUUUAAAAGAACAGAAUUUGGCAAAUUAUUUGUUGAAGAAGGACUAUCAAAAUGCAAUUACUCUUGCCAUGUCUUUGAAUCAACCGUUUAGACUACUGAAUCUUUUUACUGAAAUACUAGACAACCGAGCUGAAGAUAUUAGUAUCACAGGAUCUGAAUCUAUUGAUAAAAUUAUUGCUACCCUUUCCAAAGAAGAUAUUGAAAAGAUGCUUCAAUACAUCCGUGAUUGGAAUACUAAUGCCAAACAUUUUCGAACAGCACAAACGAUGUUACAUGCUAUUUUGAAAACAUAUUCAUCUAAUGAAUUAUUAGAAAUUAAUGGCAUAAAAGAG
This is a messenger RNA of Cetraspora pellucida, 2172 nucleotides long. The record is from the annotation of a GenBank genome assembly. Lineage: Eukaryota; Fungi; Glomeromycota; Glomeromycetes; Diversisporales; Gigasporaceae.